AUGGAAUUACCGACCCAAUUGAUCAAUUGGCUAUACAAUGUCUUACAACCGCAGUAUCUCCACAAACAAAUUGUAUAUACACACGUGUUGCAAUUCUUGCAAAAGUACUUCAGCAAGGGGUUUAGGAUCAGAACUCGAGUUUACACUUCAGGUAAGACAGGAUCUUCGAAUUUGUUAAUUAAUAUCUACGGAAAAUUGCCCGUGGCUGACAUACCUGUGGAAAUUUGGCUACCUUUGAAUUAUCCUUUCAACGGAAAUGGCCAAAUUGAUGGAGAAGAUGGUAUUCCUAUGAUUUAUGUGGUGCCGGAUAACACGCAGGGUUUAUUUUUAAAGCCCAAUAACUUCGUCGACAGUCAAGGGAAAUUCUAUCAUCCGUACAUAACCGACUGGCAUCAGAAUUGCAGAGCAGGUGAUUUGAAUUCAACGAAACGGUUCAACUUAUUGGUCUUAAUUGAUACUGUGAGUAAUGCAUUUCAGAAUGACUUUCCUAUAUACAAAUCAACUGGCCCAACUAAACCACCUAAACCAUCCAGAGUGCUCAAUCAUCCAACAGGAUUGCUGAGUGAACUUACAGGGUCAUCGGUAGGACAAAGGUCACCCCCUGCAUCUGUUUUGACUGCUGAUAUAACUGGUUCAAGAUCUAGUAACGGCCCACCAUUGCCAUUGAAACCUUUUCAGGGAUCCACGAAGCAAGUGACAACUAACCCCAGAUACCAGUCACCAUUACCAUUACCAAGCAUUCCAAGUAACAAUGAGGCACUGGGAUAUAAUCGGACGGCAGGCCCACCAUUUAGUCCCUUGCAGUCUCCCCUUCAUUCAAGGAAUUCUUUAUCUCCAUACCGUUUGAGUAACAGUGGAAACUUAAGUCAGAGCCCAACUCAAGAUACUUCAUCUAUUAGUAGGGCUGAUCAGUCACCAUAUCCGACUUCACAAUCUCCCCCUAUAUAUGAAUCUGUAUUACCAAAAGUGUCGAUUGAUAAUCUAAUGGACCAAGACGGACCCCAAAAAUCCAAAUCGAAUACUGUUAUUCUAGAAAGAUUGUCCCAACAAAUCAACGAGCUAUUAACGGACUUGCCAGAAAACUUUAAUAUGUUGGAAGUGGUGAAUACCAAUUCAAUGAAGGUAGAAGGAUUAUACAAUCAGUUGAAUCAUCAUUAUUCCCAAGCAAUAGCUAACAAGGAGUAUAUUGACUCACACAUCACCUAUUUAACUGACCAGCUAACCAAAGUAUCCGAGUUGAAUUCCAAAUUGUAUUCAUUGCUGCAAAUUAAUAAUGAUGAUGAGAAUCAUAUUCACUUUCCUGAGGGUAAAAUUUCUUUGGAUGAAUUGGUUAUCCCUGACUCUGUAUUAACAAACCAAUUGUACGACAUAUCAAGUGAAAUUAAAGCAAACAAAGAUCUAAUUGGUCUAAUCAGUGGAAAUUUCAGCGACAAGAGUGAACUCAUAAAUGAUGAGAGGUUCGAUGUUUGUGUUAAAGCAGCAAGAAACAUUGGAAGGGACAUGUUCUGGUUGGAACUCAUCAAAAAUGAAAUCUCCAAGAAAAUGUCUAUUUCAAGCUGA
Molecule: messenger RNA, 1560 nt
Organism: Yamadazyma jaroonii
Lineage: Eukaryota; Fungi; Ascomycota; Pichiomycetes; Serinales; Debaryomycetaceae
Source: the annotation of a GenBank genome assembly